Callorhinus ursinus (northern fur seal) is the source of this 1513-nucleotide messenger RNA. RefSeq names its product adrenoceptor alpha 1A (gene ADRA1A). NCBI's taxonomy places the organism in Eukaryota, Metazoa, Chordata, Mammalia, Carnivora, Otariidae. Gene Ontology annotation, cellular component: plasma membrane. Gene Ontology annotation, biological process: regulation of vasoconstriction; adenylate cyclase-activating adrenergic receptor signaling pathway; positive regulation of cytosolic calcium ion concentration. Gene Ontology annotation, molecular function: alpha1-adrenergic receptor activity. The record is from RefSeq and is a predicted model, not a curated record.
GACCAUGGUGUUUCUCUCUGGAAAUGCCUCCGACAGUUCCAACUGCACCCACCCGCCCGCACCGGUGAACAUAUCCAAGGCCAUUCUGCUCGGGGUGAUCUUGGGGGGCCUCAUCAUUUUCGGUGUGCUGGGCAACAUCCUCGUGAUCCUCUCCGUGGCCUGCCACCGGCAUCUGCACUCGGUCACUCACUACUACAUCGUCAACCUGGCGGUGGCCGACCUACUACUCACCUCCACCGUGCUGCCCUUCUCAGCUAUCUUCGAGAUCCUGGGCUACUGGGCCUUUGGAAGGGUCUUCUGCAACAUCUGGGCGGCGGUGGACGUCCUGUGCUGCACCGCGUCCAUCAUGGGACUCUGCAUCAUCUCCAUCGACCGCUAUAUAGGUGUGAGCUACCCGCUGCGCUACCCCACCAUCGUCACCCAGAAGAGGGGUCUCAUGGCUCUGCUCUGUGUCUGGGCCCUCUCCCUCGUCAUCUCCAUCGGGCCGCUCUUUGGCUGGAGGCAGCCGGCCCCGGAGGACGAGACCAUCUGCCACAUCACGGAGGAGCCCGGCUACGUGCUCUUCUCGGCGCUGGGCUCCUUCUACGUGCCACUGACCAUCAUCCUGGUCAUGUACUGCCGGGUCUACGUGGUGGCCAAGAGGGAAAGCAGGGGCCUCAAGUCUGGCCUCAAGACCGACAAGUCGGACUCGGAGCAGGUGACGCUCCGCAUCCAUCGGAAAAAUGUCCCCGUAGGAGGCACCGGGGUGGCCAGCGCCAAGAACAAGACGCACUUCUCCGUGAGGCUCCUCAAGUUUUCCCGGGAGAAGAAAGCGGCCAAAACACUGGGCAUCGUGGUCGGCUGCUUCGUCCUCUGCUGGCUGCCUUUUUUCUUGGUGAUGCCCAUUGGGUCUUUCUUCCCUGAUUUCAAGCCCUCAGAAACAGUUUUUAAAAUAGCAUUUUGGCUCGGAUACCUAAACAGCUGCAUCAACCCCAUUAUAUACCCGUGCUCCAGUCAAGAGUUUAAAAAGGCCUUCCAGAAUGUCUUGAGGAUCCAGUGUCUCCGCAGAAAGCAGUCUAAACAUACCCUGGGCUAUACCCUGCACCCUCCCAGCCACGCCGUGGAGGGGCAGCACAAGGACCUGGUGCGCAUCCCAGUGGGAUCAGGAGAGACCUUCUAUAAGAUCUCCAAGACGGAUGGGGUCUGUGAAUGGAAAUUUUUCUCUUCAGUGCCCCGUGAAUCUGCCAGGAGUACAGUGUCCAGAGACCAGUCAGCCUGCACCACAGCCCGGGUGAGAAGUAAAAGCUUUUUGCAGGUGUGCUGCUGUGUGGGGCCCUCGACCCCCAGCCAUGGAGAGACCCACCAAGUUCCAACCAUUAAGAUCCACACCAUCUCCCUCAGUGAAAAUGGGGAGGAAGUCUAAAGGACAGGAAAGAUCAGAAGGAAGGGGGUGGGGGGGGAAUGAUCUUAGGCACCCACCCCACUUCCUACUUGGAAGGCCAGUUCACUCUUCCUGGAUGACAAGACAGGACCA